GUCAUUCACAACCAAAAGCAAUGGCACGCACAGCACGCACAACAGCUCCAGGACCACAAGAGCAGAUCAAGGCGCUCGAGGCCAAGCUGACGUCGGCGCCGGCGGACCCGAACCCGCUGCUCGCGCUGCUCAGUCUCGCGCGGCACGGCGACGCUGCAGUGGUCCACAAGGCGACAUGGGCGCUGUACCGCGUCUUCGGGCUGCUCCUUGCUCAGGGCCGCGUGGGCGGCAUCACGGGGACGGGGACGGAUGAGAGCGCGGCGAGCGUGAGCUCGGGCGGCGCCCGCGAGGUCAAGGCGUGGGUGCGCGACCGGCUGCUCGAGUACGUCGCGGUGCUCGGCGGCCUGCUGCGCGACUCGGAGGCGGCGUUGAGGACCUCGGCCCUGUCCCUCCUCUUCGCGCUCCUCCAGCCCCUGUCCACCUCGGCCGGCGUGCCGAUCCACCUGGCCUACUUCCGCCUCCUUCUCCGCGCGCUCCUUUUCCCCGCGCCGUCGCAGCGCGGCUCGACGGCAAGCUCGUCGUCGAAGCGGCCGUCAGUCGUCGCUGCGAACCAGGUCGACGAGGAGGGUUUGCCCGCCGACGUGGCGGCCGCCGCCGUGGACGACUACUGGGCGAAGUACGACGACCUGCGGCUCUUCUUCUUCCGCGAAGUCGCCGCUGUCGUCGCCGCGGAGGAGGUCGACGCCGCCAACGUCCUCCAGCAGGUGUUCCCGCUCACCAACCUCCCCAAGCUUCCCGAGGACCUGAACGCCUUCUUUUUGCCCUCGCUCGCGAGCGUGCCGCAGGAGAAGAAGGCGGCGAAGAAGGCCAAGACGAAGAAGGGCAAGAAGGACGUCGAGAGCCUUCCAGACUGGAUGGCGACGUACGAGUCGGACGACGAGGAGGAGGAGGGCGAGAGCACCCUCGUGGGCGGAAAGCGCCAGCGCACGACGGCGCUCGGCACCGCCAAGGCCGUCCACUCGGUGCAGGCCCACACGGCAGCGUACACUGCGACGUGGGAGGCGAUCCUCUCCCACCUGGCGCUCGACGACAUGUGGACGCGCCGCAUCCUCGCCGGGCUGCACGGCGAGCGCGGCAUCCUGGCGCACAUGGCGCCCGCGCGGCGGGUCCGCAUCGCCGACUGGCUCGGCGGCACCGUCGACGGCGGCGGCGCGCACGCCAUGCUCGCCAUGAACGGGCUCUUUGUCCUCAUGACGGCGUACAACCUCGACUAUCCCCUCUUCUACAACCGCCUCUAUGCGCUUUUGGACGGCGAGGUGCUGCACGCGCGGUACAGGGCGCGUUUCUUCCGUCUCCUCGACACGUUUUUGCGUUCCCCGCUCCUGUCCGCGGCGCUCGUGGCGAGCUUCAUCAAGCGGCUCUCGCGGCUCGCGCUCGCCGCCCCGCCCGCCGGCGCGAUCCUCGUCAUUCCCUUCGUGUACAACCUCUUCAAGCGCCACCCCGGCACCAUGGCCAUGCUCCAGCGCCUGCCGGAGGACAUGCCCGACGGCGACCCGUACGACGAGAAGGAGACCGCGCCGAUCGCGACCCGCGCCCUCGAGAGCUCGGUGUGGGAGCUCGCGGCGCUCCAGAACCAUUAUCUUGCCAGCGUGGCCACGCUCGCCAAGAUCUUUGCAGAGCAGUUCACAAAACCAGAGUUCAACCUUGAAGACUUUUUGGACCAUGGAUACGCGACGCUGUUCGACACGGAAGCCGCGCGCAAGCUCAAGAACCCCCCCGCGCUCGCCGUUGCCCUCGAGCUCGGCCAGCCCGCAGACCUCGCACCACUCUUCCCCCAGGCCGGCGAGGCGGGCGAGCGCGACACCGUCAGCCAGCUUUGGGCCUUCUAAACACUUGUAUCAUCAUCAUGCACCUCGUCCCAUCCA
Molecule: messenger RNA, 1865 nt
Organism: Vanrija pseudolonga
Lineage: Eukaryota; Fungi; Basidiomycota; Tremellomycetes; Trichosporonales; Trichosporonaceae
Exons: 3
Coding region: 21-1829 (602 amino acids)
Biological process (GO): ribosome biogenesis
Cellular component (GO): nucleolus; Noc4p-Nop14p complex; small-subunit processome
Source: RefSeq, a predicted model, not a curated record